AUGCCGCAAGGCCAAAACCCGAGCUACAAGCUCAAAGACAACACCACUCUCCAACACCUCCGUCAUUUCCACCUCGCGGUCGUCAGUGCAAAGGCUAGUGACUUCCGCUUGGCUGGGAUCAACUUCACCACUCUCAACCCCGACUGGACCCACGUCGCCAUUGUCACGGGCCUGCUCACUGCCCACGACAUUAAGUGGGACCACACGGUCUCAAGGAACCACAGUCGCUCGCCAUCGCCGAAAGACCGUGACUGGGACAAGAUCACCCACCACAUCGGUCUUGUCGGCUUCAUCCUCGGCCAGAGCGCACUGGUGGAGGCCGCUUGUCGCAAGCAGGAGGGCGACGGCCUGGCAAUCCACCUGUACCCCAAACAAACACCAACGGCGCAGCGUGUGGGUGUGCAGUUGUGGACCGGCCUGCGCGACCGUCUCGAGGACCAGAUCUUCGAGCGCCUCAAGCUCUCCCUCGCCGCCGUCUUCAGCGAGAAGGGCCUGCACGAGUGGCUUCAGGUGCCCGGUAACCUGGUGUACACGGUCGACGGCUACAGCUGCGUCAUUGAAGCUCCGGGCGCCAUGACUGUGCGCAGGGACAUAAAGCGCGACACCGGUUUUUGCCGCUGGCCGCACAAAAUAUUUGAGCGCGGCCUCGUCAAGAAGGGCAUGCGCUUCACUGAACACCUCCCUGGCGCGGUCCCCCUCCCGGCCGACUUGAUCGACCACCACGACGACCGCUACCCUGACCGGGUGUUCGGUGUCCUCAAGAUGGUCUUCAAGGCGGUCGCGGAGAAGUUCAUCAGCGUCACGUACGACAAGGUGGCCCAGCAUGCCUGGUACUUUGGCGGUGUCUUUCUCCACGAGUUCGACAUCGGACUUGUCGUGGGUCUGUGCGACUUCAUGGGCGACAAAGUCCACACCGUCAAGACCCCGGCAGGCAUUGUCAAGGCGACCAAGGGCUUCAAGCUCUUCCCGUCGGCCAAGUCCCGCCACGUCGAGACGCUGAAGACCCUGCGUCGAGACUGGGCCAAGGAUGAGGGCUCUGGUGCGCGCCAGAACGCGCACGCCGACUUUUUCGAGCGUUUCGACUACGCGAGUAUCCCUCUGCUCCUCCAGGUCGCAUGCGCUGGUCAGAACCCGGAUGCCGACUUUGACAAUGCCGAUGUCAAGGCCGCAUUCAACCUGAUGGAGGACGACGCCAGGCGCGUCGAGGAAGAGGGAUGUACUUGGGACAGCUGCACGUUCAACGGCGAGUCGUAUUUGGCCGUCGUGGGCCUCCAGCUGCCCCUCGUGCAAGGCGACAAGCGCAAGAUCGCCUGCGUCCACCACGGCGUGAAGGCGCUGUACGCGAUGAAGAUGCUCGGCUUCGACAACCAGCAGCUGGCAUCAUACAUUCGGCACGAAAACGGCAUGGAGACCUACGGCGCAGCCAAGUCAUGGCUGUCACGCAAACGUGCCAGGGUAACCACUGCCAAGCAACCGAGUGUUGCUUCAAGCACGUGCCGUCACUGCAACUUCGUGGUGACAAAGGUGUACGGUCGAUGGGUGGAAAGUCGCGAGCAGAUGGCGGCCGACGCCGGUAUCAGCGUGCGCGAGCUUGCCAGGGAUCUGCGUCGCUUGGUGCCGAUGGGCCGCCGUACGGCGAGCGGACCUUGUGGUGACGCCAACCGUGGAAACCGCCGCUGCUCAGGCUUCUUGAGCGUGCUCCGACAGUUCCACCUCGCGCCCCGCAACCCCGAGGGUGUCGCCAUCUGUGGCGCGUGCUGGAACGCCCGGGGCAAUGUCGUGCGCAACUACGCGGCUCUCAAGGCCUUGCCGCGCGACUCAUUCUACAAGGUCGCCAAGGCCGCCGCCGCCGUGGUCUGUGGAACCGGCACCGGUCUCGAACGGCUGGAGCGCCUCCACAAACUGGCAUACUCGAUCCUUCCUGACCGCCUUGUCCCCGUUCACCUCUUGCUCUCGAUUGUGGUCAAGAGCAAGGCUUGA
Molecule: messenger RNA, 1980 nt
Organism: Apiotrichum porosum
Lineage: Eukaryota; Fungi; Basidiomycota; Tremellomycetes; Trichosporonales; Trichosporonaceae
Exons: 8
Coding region: 1-1980 (659 amino acids)
Source: RefSeq, a predicted model, not a curated record